Messenger RNA from Dama dama (fallow deer), 622 nucleotides. It is a transcript of the gene IQCJ, whose product is annotated as IQ motif containing J. The record is from RefSeq and is a predicted model, not a curated record. NCBI's taxonomy places the organism in Eukaryota, Metazoa, Chordata, Mammalia, Artiodactyla, Cervidae. The transcript has 4 exons. The coding region runs from base 240 to 617 and encodes 125 amino acids.
CAGAAGGUGCAAAAGCAAGAACUCGACUCAUUGAAAGAUGGAAUAUGUAUGCAUAGUUGGAACCGAUUGGUGUCAUUUCAGGGACUCUGAAGAGCUCCGGUACCAGAGUCCUUUAUGUCUCAACACAGGGAAGAAUUCAGCAAGGGCAAAGUGAUAGACAGGAAGAAUUGAAAAGAUUGCAGAAUCCCUUGAAACAAGUCAAUGAUGGAAAGUAUUUACUUGAAAAUCACCAACUGGCCAUGGAUGUGGAGAAUAACAUUCAAAAGUGUCACGUCAAUCUACAGCCCUUGGAAUCAAAGGUGAAAAUCAUUCAGCGGGCAUGGCGUGAGUACCUGCAGCGGCAGGAGCCCCUGGAGAAGCGGAGCCCGUCCCCGCCCUCCCUGUCCUCGGACAAGCUGAGCAGCUCUGUCAGCAUGAACACCUUCUCAGAUAGCAGCACCCCCGUGAGUGCGCACUUCCUUCUCGUGACUUGGUUGGCCAGCCGUCUGGUCUCCAGGGCUUUGGCUCUAAGAGAGGAAUCUGGGGAUGUGAGCAGGUGGUCUGUGAUCUACAAGUUGCUUGUUUGCUAUGGUGAGGGUUUUGUCCUCUCGAAGCUGUGGGUCAUGAAGGCAAAGUGAACUUU